Staurois parvus is the source of this 567-nucleotide messenger RNA. The record is from the annotation of a GenBank genome assembly. Lineage: Eukaryota; Metazoa; Chordata; Amphibia; Anura; Ranidae.
AGUCUUGCACAGGUGUACCGCCUCCUCCCCUUCAGUCUUGCACAGGUGUACCGCCUCCUCCCCUUCAGUCUUGCACAGGUGUACCGCCUCCUCCCCUUCAGUCUUGCACAGGUGUACCGGCUCCUCCCCUUCAGUCUUGCACAGGUGUACCGGCUCCUCCCCUUCAGUCUUGCACAGGUGUACCGGCUCCUCCCAUUCAGUCUUGCACAGGUGUAUUGGCUCCUCCCCUUCAGUCUUGCACAGGUGUACCGGCUCCUCCCCUUCAGUCUUGCACAGGUGUACCGGCUCCUCCCCUUCAGUCUUGCACAGGUGUACAGGCUCCUCCCCUUCAGUCUUGCACAGGUGUACCGGCUCCUCUCCUUCAGUCUUGCACAGGUGUACCGGCUCCUCUCCUUCAGUCUUGCACAGACGUACCGGCUCCUCCCCUUCAGUCUUGCACAGGUGUAUUGGCUCCUCCCCUUCAGUCUUGCACAGGUGUACCGGUUCCUCCCCUUCAGUCUUGCACAGGUGUACCGGCUCCUCCCCUUCAGUCUUGCACAGGUGUACCGGCUCCUCCCCUUCAGUCUU